GGGAAGGAGGGAAGGAGAGCAGUGUGGCAGUCAGCAUCUAUAUCACUUCGGGGCACUCUGAGUGAACAAGGGGAGGCGAGAGAUGAUCGGCAGCCUCUCUUCUGAACUCUCACAGGGCUGACUGGCCAUCAAACCACUGAUUAUCUCUGAUUGAUUAUCUCUGUUUCCUCCAACUCUCCAGCAACAUGAGCUCCUCAUCAGCCAACCUUCACAACAAACGUCUACCAUCGGAGACAGAGCGUGGCCAGAGGCUCCCAGAUGUGGAUGCAGCUCAACAGCUCAAGCUGAGAGAAAGACAGCAUUUCUUUGAGGAGGUCUUCCAGCAUGAUGUGGAUGUCUACCUUUCCUCAGCACACCUUUGUAUCAGAGACUACAAGAGACCUCCCAUCGGAUCCAUCUCAUCAAUGGAGGUGAAUGUGGACUUGCUGGACCAGAUGGAGUUGAUUGACAUCUCUGACCAGGAGGCUUUGGAUGUCUUCUUCUGCUCUGGGGGGGAAGAGGGAGUCCUAAACUCACCUCUGCCAGUUCAAGGAAACAACAACAACGAGGAAGUCAUCAGUAAUGGACUCUUUCGACAUGUCCUUGAAGGUCUUGACACCAAGUCACGCCUGUCCUCCACAUCUUCAAACUCCUCCUCUGACAGCCAGACCACCAAUGCCAAUGGAAGAGACACCCCUGUAGUCGGGUCAGACGAUGAAGAAACAUACACCAGCACAGUCAAGCGGAGAGCUGCGCCCCCAGAGAUAGAGAAGGGGAAAAAUCUGACUCCAUCAUCGUCUUCGUAGGAAUCACACUCCCCACAAUAGACCUCCACCUGCAGCACAGUAGUCAACACCUUGGCUGGGAGUGAAGACUCAACUUUCAGAUGUGAGCUAUUGAAAGUGCAGCUGUCUUCCACAUACUGGCUCAUAUCACGCUUCAACCGUUCCUUUGAUUUAAGGGGUUGUAGGUUGGGUUCUGUGUGUGUUUUGGAGAUGGGGACCAUGAACUGUAAAUAUGGAGAUUUCCUUUUAAUUCUCACCAAUUUCAAUCCCUCUUUUGGCAUGUUUCAGAGGACAAGAUCUAUUCCCCUGUUUCUGACCUCACCGGACUUGUAGUUGAUGUAUGAUGAUGAUGAUGUUUCUAAAUUUUGUACAGUAUUAACACAACCCAGGACAGUGCAACAAUGACAGGAAUUAAACAUAAUCAUUGAAUGAUGUAUGACUUUGGGUAAAUUUAGUUCUUAUCAUUAAAUGUACUGUUUUUGGGGACAA
Scomber scombrus (Atlantic mackerel) is the source of this 1253-nucleotide messenger RNA. RefSeq names its product dysbindin. The transcript has 4 exons. Bases 186 to 785 code for a protein of 199 amino acids. Gene Ontology annotation, biological process: negative regulation of protein kinase activity. The record is from RefSeq and is a predicted model, not a curated record. Gene Ontology annotation, cellular component: cytoplasm. NCBI's taxonomy places the organism in Eukaryota, Metazoa, Chordata, Actinopteri, Scombriformes, Scombridae.